GGCAAUAAUGAUAAUAGGGUAGUAGAAAUAUCAAAGGAAAGUCUGGACAUCACCCGGCACGAAGAAGAAGGCUUUAAUAAUGCGCGCAGGCCGCUCCCAUCGAUGAAUUUGAAUCUCGGCAUGCGAGAUUUUUAGCCGCCGGCUCUUCGGUUGGCAAAUCCCGACCGAUGUUGCGAGGCCUUUCCUUCUCGUUCGUCGUUGCUUGGAGAGAAAAGAUUAUUACAGUAGUUUUUGUCACGGUUUAAAAGUCUCCUUUUUUGAAUGUCGGUUUGAGUACGAGUACAAGGUACUCGUACUAGUACGUACUCAAAUUCGUACAGGGAUUGAAAAUUGUACUGUACUGUAAAUUCGUUCCGUCCCAUAUUUUCGAUGUUCUAUUGCAACACAUCCCUGGCGUCAGAUUACUUUUCAUUGAUACCCUUAACUUCUAUCUUAAAAAUUAGGAAAAUUAGUAUCGAGGAGCUCUGAAUAUCCGUGCAAACGACAACCAUUCGAAGACUAUUCAAUAUUGCUACGACAUAAAUCUGAAUACGAAACAAUCAAGCAUGUCCCGAUCUCCCCUUGCCGCCCCAAUAGCACCACGUCCAGCUCGAGCCAACUGGCGGACAGCAACCAAGCGCCAAAUCCUGGGUAACUUCCAACAAGGUAGCCCGUCGAUGUCCUCGUUAUCAUCCGCCAAGAUUGAUGGAAGCAACACUGAUCAUAUCCAAAUGUUGAUCGGUGGAUUGCAAGAAAAGCACGACCAGAUGAUCGCUUUUCUCAAAUCAGAUUUGGACGACUGCAAACUCGAACAGGAAGAGGUUUUAUCCACUGGCCUGAUCAAGCUUCCCAAGGCCGUCCGAAACAUGUCUGUCAGAGAUUUCAAUCGGCAGCACGGCUGCGAUUUGUUGGCACUGCUCAAGAGCAAGGACGGGGUGAUCUUAUCGAAGAACAGCGUCAACGGCAUCAACAACAUCCCCAAACACCCCAAUAAUACGACGGCCUGUAUGAUAGAUGCAAACAAGAAACGAUGCUAUGAAACUCCUGCACCACGAAUGAGACGUCCUGGUGCUCCCAUGGGCACCAUCCUUCGAACCGCUCGACGAGGAGAGGAACUAUAGUAAGUAUUCAAUUCUAAAGUUUUGAGGUAAAUCUGUGGGAAUCGAAUGCCAAAAUAUUGCAUGACGAGAAAGUGAAGGUUGUGAAGUACUGGUUGUUCGAACUAAUGUAGAUUUCAUGUCUCAUCGAAGUUGCUCAUCGUAAUCGUUACUUUUCCGAUCUUUCGCAUGUAUUUUUCUAGUUCCCAAAACGGAUCCCCCGUCGCGGCCACCGAGCCAGGUACCGUCAUUGCCACUGUAUGUAAGAAGCGACGAGGCAAUGAAUCAGCCAACGUCGAGAUCAACAUCGGGGAGGGCCAAUACAUUUCUCUCAACGACCCUAGUGGCAUAUCAGAACUCGAUGCCCAAAUGAAACAGACGGCUGCCAGCCAACUCAAGGUCCUUCAGGAUCAAAUGGCAAGUUUGAUGGCCCAGCUACAGCACUAAAAAAAUGUGGCGAAGGAUUAUGGCCUACUCACGACUGGAUAGCAGUCAAUCUAAAGCAAAACAAUUGAUAAUGAAUACUUAUCUGUAAA
Molecule: messenger RNA, 1612 nt
Organism: Pseudo-nitzschia multistriata
Lineage: Eukaryota; Bacillariophyta; Bacillariophyceae; Bacillariales; Bacillariaceae
Source: the annotation of a GenBank genome assembly